AUGCUCGCAAAUAGAAAACCAAACUCCAGCUCCAAAACAAGCAGAAUUGAUAAAGUGUCCAUUAUUGUCGUAGAUGACGUACCAAAUGCGGAUGAAUUCUUAAAAAGCUUAAACAAGCAAACCGGAAAAGUAAUAACUGGCACCUUAAAAAGACACCACCUUGAAAUACAGCCUGCAGACUCUGACUCACAUCGAUUCAUUCGCAAAAUAGCUGAAGAAACAAAGCUUAAGGCCCACACCUACUUAUUGCCCGAAGAUAAUGUUUUAAAAGUCAUAAUAAGAGGCUUACCCAUCACCACAGAUCCCCAAACCAUCACUCAAGAACUACUUGACAAAGGAUUCAAUAAGCAUACACUCAUUCACACUGGAGAGAAACCAUAUGUAUGUGAAGUAUGUAAGAAGUCAUUUAAUCGAAAAGAUAAAUUGAAUGAGCAUGUGCUUGUUCACACAAAAGAGAAACCUUAUGCAUGUGAAGUAUGUAAUAAGUCAUUCAAGCUGAAAAGACUUUUAAUCAGUCAUAUGUUUAUUCACCCAGGAGAGAAACCUUAUAUGUGUGAAGUAUGUAAGAUGUCAUUUAGACUAAAGGUUCUUUUGAACACGCAUAUGCUAAUUCACUCAAGGGAGAAACGUCAUGUGUGUGAAGUAUGUAACAAGUCAUUUAAAGCAAAGCAAGAAUUGAUCAGGCAUAUAUUAAUUCACACUGGAGAGAAAUUUUAUGCAUGUGAAAUAUGUAAGAAGUCAUUUAAUCGAAAAAGUAAACUGAAUGAGCAUGUGCUUAUUCACACAAAAGAGAAACCUUAUGCAUGUGAAAUAUGUAAUGAGUCAUUCAGGCUAAAGAGACUUUUAAAUAGUCAUGCGCUUACUCACACAGGAGAGAAACCUUAUGCAUGUGAAGUAUGUAACAGAUCAUUUAAUCAAAAGACUAAUUUAAAUGUGCAUAUGCGUAUUCACACGGGUGAGAAACCUUAUGUAUGCGAAGUAUGUAUUAAGUCAUUUAGAGUAAAAUGUGAUUUAAAUAAUCAUAUGCUUAUUCACUCGGGAGAGAAACUUCAUGUGUGUGAAGUAUGCAACAAGUCAUUUAAGGCAAAGAAUGAAUUAAACAGGCAUAUAUUAAUUCAUACAGGAGAGAAACUUCAUGAUACACUGAAUGAGCAUGUUCAUAUUCAUACAAAAGAGAAACCUUAUGUGUGUGAAGUAUGUAAAAAGUCAUUCAGGCUAAAGAUUGCUUUAAACAAACAUUUGCGUAUUCACACAGUAGAGAAACCUUAUAUGUGUGAAGAUACACUGAACGAGCAUGUUCGUAUUCAUACAAAAGAGAAACCUUAUGUGUGUGAAGAGCAUAUGCGUACUCACACAGGAGAGAAACCUUAUGUGUGUGAAGUAUGUAAGAAGUCGUUUAGGCAAAACUGGAUUUUAAAGCGGCAUAUGCGUUGUCACACACAAGAGAAACCUUAUAUGUGCGAAAUAUGCAAGAAGUCAUGUAGUAUUAAGGAUAAUUUAUACAGGCAUAUGCUUAUUCACACAGGAGAAAAACCUUACAAGUGUGAAUUAUGCGAAAAGUCAUUUAGUCUGAAGUCUCAUUUAAACCAGCAUAUACUUGUUCAUGGAAAGGAGCCUCAUAAGUGUGAAGUAUGUAAGAAAUCAUUUAAACGUAAGGAUGCUUUAAAAAGCCAUAUGAUUAUUCACACAGGAGAGAAGUUUUUUGUUUGUGAAGUAUGCAAGAAAUGA
This is a messenger RNA of Stegodyphus dumicola, 1728 nucleotides long. Its product is annotated as zinc finger protein 93-like. NCBI's taxonomy places the organism in Eukaryota, Metazoa, Arthropoda, Arachnida, Araneae, Eresidae. The record is from RefSeq and is a predicted model, not a curated record.